AUGGUAAUCUAUAAAAAAUUAUUAUUUUUAGCAAAAAAAGAAUUAAGAACUUCUUCCAUUUAGAAAUAUUUAAUUGCCUGGAGAAUCAAUUAUUAAAAGGCUGAAUGAUUAAAAUUAUUCAAAGAUAGAUUAAUUUACCUUUUAUAAAUUUCAAUUCGGUUUUUAAAUAUAUUUUAUCCUUUAAACAAAUUCUAUAAUUUGUUAAAUUUCUCUUAAUAUUGGUCAUGAAACACUUUUAGUUCAUAUGUAUUUUGAGGAUUUAAAUAAAUAGUUUAAAAGAAGAUUAGGAAAAUAAAGGAAAGUAUUGCAAAAAAAAAAGAACAAGAUAAUAAAUAGGAUAAUCCUUAGAAUGGAUAUACUGAUAAUGUGCAUGUUGCUAAGAACUAUUAGGUUUCAAGAGAAGUAGAAGUUAAUCUGUUGGUUUGCAAGAAGAAAAAACUAUUACCCCAGCUACAAAAUGAAGAUAUUAAUAUUAAGAGCAAAUAAAGCAGAAUAUUUUAAGUAUUUGAGAAUAUUAUAACAAUUUUGGAAGGCAAUUAGAUGAAAAUUUUCCUAAUAAUCGGUAUGAUGAAGAAGGUAAUAUUAUGGGCGAUCUCUUCGAAAUUUAUGCAGGAUAAUUUAAUUGAAAUCUAUCAAAAAUCAGGAAUAAAAUAUAUUAUAUAUAUGAAGAAUAUGUGUAAUAUGGAAAAAUUUUAGAGACAACUCCUUUUGAAAGAAAGCAAAGAGGGAAAAUUUCAAAAUAAAUUUAAUAUUAUUAGGAUUAGGGGAAUAAAUGAUUAUUGA
Paramecium pentaurelia is the source of this 783-nucleotide messenger RNA. The record is from the annotation of a GenBank genome assembly. Lineage: Eukaryota; Ciliophora; Oligohymenophorea; Peniculida; Parameciidae.